Hypanus sabinus (Atlantic stingray) is the source of this 3377-nucleotide messenger RNA. RefSeq names its product basic proline-rich protein-like. Bases 1753 to 3324 code for a protein of 523 amino acids. The transcript has 2 exons. The record is from RefSeq and is a predicted model, not a curated record. Lineage: Eukaryota; Metazoa; Chordata; Chondrichthyes; Myliobatiformes; Dasyatidae.
AUCUGGGUCUUUCUCGUUUUCUCUCUGGAUCUCAAGUAAAGUCAAAUCACUUUUUCUUGUCAUUUCGACCAUAGCUGCUGGUACUGUACACAGUAAAAACGAAACAACGUUUUUCAGGACCAUGGUGCUACAUGAACUACGUAAAAAUAACACAGAAAAAAAACUACACUGGACUACAGGACUGCGUGAAGUGCACAAAACAGUGCGGGUAUUACAAUAAAUAAUAAACAAGACUAGACACAGUAAGGUGUCGGAGCCUUUUCCCAGACGGCAGGAGGGAGAAGAGUUUGUAUGAGGGGUGUGUGGGGUCCUUCAUAAUGCUGUUCACUUUGCGGAUGCAGCGUGUAGUGUAAAUGUCUGUGAAGGCGGGAAGAGAGACCCAGAUGAUCUUCUCAGCUGACCUCACUAUCCGUUGCAGGGUCUCGCGAUCCGAGAUGGUGCGAUUCCUGAACCAGGCAGUGAUGCAGCUGUUCAGGAUGCUCUCAAUACAACCCCCGUAGAAUGUGAUGAGGAUGGGAGGGGGGGGGAGAUGGACUUUACUCAGCCUUCGCAGAAAGCUUACUCGCUGUCUAUCUCCAAGUUGCAUGCCAUCUUGGACAAUGUCUCCCAUCCACUCCAUAAUGAACUGGUUAGGCACAGGAGUACGUUCGGCCAGAGACUCAUUCCACCGAGAUGUAACACUGAGCAUCAUAGGAAGUCAUUCCUGCCUGUGGCCAUCAAACUUUACAACUCCUCCCUCGGAGUGUCAGACACCCUGAGCCAAUAGUUGGUCCUGGACCUAUUUCCACUUGGCAUGAUUAACUUAUAUUAUUUAUGGUUUAUAUUGCUAUAUUUUUUAACUAUUCUUGGUUGGUGCAGCUGUAACGAAACCCAAUUUCCCCUCGGGAUCGAUAAAGUACGUCUGUCUGUCUGUCAGUGUCUCAUUUUCUCUCUCUGUCUCAUUUGCUGUCUCUCCAUCUCUCUCUCAUCUUUUCUCUCUCUAUCUCUGUAUGUGUCUCUAUUUUCCAUCUCUCGCUCGCUCCCUCGCUAUCUAUCUCUCUGUGUCUGGCUCGCACUCUCUGUCUGUGUGUGUCUCUUUCAUGACUAAGGGAUUGAAAAGGAUCCAGCAGAUGAGGAACAGAUGCGUCAAUGCGUAAUUCCUGUAUCUUGUUGGAAAUGUUGUCUUCACUACAAAACAGUUGGAAAUCAUUCCUUUACGACUCCGAACAUACAAGAAGUGCUUUGCCAUUGCCUCCUUCUGGGCCGUGUCUUUACAAGACGGGUGACCCCAGCCGUUAUCAAUACUGGUCAGAGAUUGUCUGCCUGGCGUCAGUGGUCACAUAGCCAGGACUUGUGAUCUGCACCGGCUGCUCGUACGACCGUCCACCACCUGCCCCCACGGCUUCACCUCACCCUGAUCGGGGGUGAAGCAGGAGCUACACCUUGCCCGAGGGUGACCCACAGGACAGCGGAGGGAAGGAGCCCCUCACACCUCCUCUGGUAGAGACACAUCUCCACCUCGCCCGAGGGAGACCUGCAGGCCGGCGGGGGGAAGGAGCCCCUCACACCUCCUCUGGUAGAGACACAUCUCCACCUCGCCCGAGGGUGACCCGCAGGCCAGCGGAGGGAAGGAGCCCCUCACACCUCCUCUGGUAGAAACGUGUCCCCACCACACCAGCGGUACAGUAGGCUGCUAUUGGCGGUGUCAGAAAUGGUGUACCCUACCCCGCCUCCUCCAGAGAGAACGGCCCCACCCCUCGUCCUCUGGAGAGAAUGGCCCUACCCCUCCUCCUCCGGAGAGAACGGCCCCACCCCUCCUUCUCCGGAGAGAACGGCCCCACCCCUCGUCCUCCGGGGAGAGCAGCCCCACCCCUCCUCCACCGGGGAGAACGGCCCCACCCCUCGUCCUCCGGGGAGAGCAGCCCCACCCCUCGUCCUCCGGGGAGAGCGCCCCAACCCCUCGUCCUCCGGGGAGAGCAGCCCCACCCCUCGCCCUCUGGAGAGAGCAGCCCCACCCCUCGUCCUCCGGGGAGAACGGCCCCACCCCUCCUCCUCCGGAGAGAACGGCCCCACCCCUCGUCCUCCGGGGAGAGCAGCCCCACCCCUCCUCCACCGGGGAGAACGGCCCCACCCCUCGUCCUCCGGGGAGAGCAGCCCCACCCCUCGUCCUCCGGGGAGAGCGCCCCAACCCCUCGUCCUCCGGGGAGAGCAGCCCCACCCCUCGCCCUCUGGAGAGAGCGGCCCCACCCCUCGUCCUCCGGGGAGAACGGCCCCACCCCUCCUCCUCCGGGGAGAACGGCCACACCCCUCCUCCUCCGGGGAGAACGGCUACACCCCUCGUCCUCCGGGGAGAGAACGGCCCUACCCCUCCUCCUCCGGAGAGAACGGCCCCACCCCUCGUCCACCGGGGAGAGCAGCCCCACCCCUCGUCCUCCGGGGAGAGCAGCCCCACCCCUCGUCCUCCGGGGAGAGCGGUCCAACCCCUCGUCCUCCGGGGAGAGCAGCCCCACCCCUCAUCCUCCGGGGAGAGCGGCCCAACCCCUCGUCCUCCGGAGAGAACGGCCCAACCCCUCGUCCUCCGGAGAGAACGGCCCCACCCCUCCUCCUCCGGGGAGAACGGCCACACCCCUCGUCCUCCGGGGAGAGCAGCCCCACCCCUCGUCCUCCGGGGAGAGAACGGCCCCACCCCUCGUCCUCCGGGGAGAGCAGCCCCACCCCUCGUCCUCCGGGGAGAGCGGCCCAACCCCUCGCCCUCUGGAGAGAACGGCCCCACCCCUCGUCCUCCGGAGAGAACGGCCCCACCCCUCCUCCUCUGGGGAGAACAGCCCCACCCCUCGUCCUCCGGAGAGAACGGCCCCACCCCUCCUCCUCCGGGGAGAACAGCCCCACCCCUCGUCCUCCGGAGAGAACGGCCCCACCCCUCCUCCUCCGGGGAGAACAGCCCCACCCCUCGUCCACCGGAGAGAACGGCCCCACCCCUCCUCCUCCGGGGAGAACAGCCCCACCCCUCCUCCCCUGGAGAGAGCGGCCCUACCCCUCCUCCUCCGGAGAGAACGGCCCCACCCCUCGUCCUCUGGAGAGAACGGCCCCACCCCUCGUCCUCCGGAGAGAACGGCCCCACUCCUCGUCCUCCGGAGAGAACGGCCCCACUCCUCGUCCUCUGGAGAAAGCCGCCCCACCCCUCGUCCUCCGGAGAGAACGGCCCUACCUCACGCCCUCCGGAGGCAGUGGCCCUACCUCGCGUCCUCAUGGUCUGUAAUCCAGGCAACAUCCUGGUUAAUCUCCUCUCUAAAACCUUCACCUUCUCCCCAUAAGGAGGCGUCCAGUACGGUCGAAAUUCAUUGAAAGUGUUGUCACCGUGAAAGCUUUAGGCACAUUGACCUUAAUAAAUCAAAGUA